Molecule: messenger RNA, 1035 nt
Organism: Symbiodinium sp. CCMP2592
Lineage: Eukaryota; Dinophyceae; Suessiales; Symbiodiniaceae
Source: the annotation of a GenBank genome assembly
AUGGCCUCGACACCGGCAGAAGCCCCUGCACAGAAGCUGGGCCCUCCAGUGAGCCUGCUGCUGAGCCGCCCCUCCAAGGACAGGAUCUCCGUGACGUCGGCGGUCAACAGCAGCUCCUCAAGUUUCGCUGCCAUCUCCACGAGCUCCAGCUCCGAGGAAAACGCAGAGUCGUCGGAUGAUGAUCUCGAGGACUACUCGGGCAAAGGCAUCGACCUGGCCGUGUUCCACCUGAUUUGUGCCAAGCUCGUGGCCGACGCCAAGCUUGCUGUGAGGGCCAAUGCAGGGUACACGAUGGAAGAGGUGUCCAUGAUGCGAGAGAAGUUUGCAGUGUAUGAUGCAGAUGGCAGCGGUGACAUCGACAAUCACGAGCUUGCCAAGCUUUUUCAGGACCUUUGCCCCGACAUGUCGUCGAACAUGGCCAAGCGGUCGGAAGUUGCGAGAAUACUCACAGAGGUGGAUCCCGACAAGACGGGAUCCUUGGACUUCCCGGACUUCCUGAGGCUAAUGCGUCAGGUGGACGACAUGCAAGACCGCCUUCGUAUGGCGAAGGAAGCAUUCGCCGUGGAGAAGACCAAGUUUUCAUCGCGGGAGGUGGAGGAGUUCCGACGGAUCUUUCUCGGCGAGGAAUCCGAGGACGGAUCGAUGCGCGGCCUCUUGAGAUUGGAUGAGUAUUUGGAGAUGGUCGGGCCGGUGGUCGGACUUGGAAAAGCAAAUCUGGACGAAUUGACUCGCCUCUUCUUCGACAUUGACUCCCACAUGCAUGAAGAGUACAGGGAGAAGGUCGUCGCACCGCUGAGUCCCAAAAAUCAGCGAUAUGAAAGCAUGCCGCUCAACAGGCCACGAAUCGCUGUGGACUUCCCAGAAUUCUUGAUCCUCAUGCAGAUGCUGCUGGACAAGAAUGCCUGCCGAAUCAAGGAGCAGAGCAAGCUCAUCGCUGACCUCGGGCAACGAAACUCCGUGCUGCAGGUCCAGGUCCGUCGACCUUCGUGGAGGUUGCGGGCUCAGUGCAGAAAAGGUCAGCAACUACAGCAGUAG